Molecule: messenger RNA, 2067 nt
Organism: Aegilops tauschii subsp. strangulata
Lineage: Eukaryota; Viridiplantae; Streptophyta; Magnoliopsida; Poales; Poaceae
Source: RefSeq, a predicted model, not a curated record
AUGGAGUCAGGAGAAGGAGAUGGUGCUGGUGCUACUGCUGCAGCAACAACAGCAGAAGAGAGAGCAAAGAUUCUGAAGAGGAAUUCCGAUGAUAUGGGUUGGGCUUACGGCCAGCUUGUUGAUCCUAACAAUCUUCAGAGAGUGAUGUGCAAUUUCUGCAGUCAGAUUUUCACGGGAGGUAUUUACCGGCUGAAGCAACACAUUGCGGCAAACUCAAAUGCGGUGAGGACCUGCCUGCGGUGCCCACAAGAAGCUAAAGAAGCUUGCUUAAAAGCUUUUGAAGAAAAGGCAUCAAAGAAGCAAAAAAAGUAUGAGCACGAGAAGGUUGUGAGAGAUGCUGUUGUUAUUGAUGCAUCAUCUACUCCUCAAGGUCAAGCUCGAGAUGAUGAUGAACUCACUUGUAUUGGUAGCUCACAACCUCAUGUGUUAGGUCCUAUAGAUAAGUGGACACGUACAAUUGACCCCAAGUUAUCCGGAGAAGCAAGACUCAAGCAAAUGAAGAUUAACAAGGCAGCAUGGGAGGAGAGAUCACUUCGAGCACAUGAAUACAUUGCAAGAUGGGUGUAUACACAUGCAAUACCGUUCAAUGCAAUUGGCAAUGAUGAGUUUAGGCAGAUGGUUCAUGCCAUUGGUCAAUUCGGUGCAGAUCUAGAUCCACCUAGUCAAUAUGAUCUUCGGGAGACUUUGCUGAAGUCUGAGUAUGCAAGAACCAAGAGUGAACUCAAGGACCGAGAGGUUGAGAAAGGCAAGCAUGGUUGCUCUCUCAUGACUGAUGCUUGGACUGACAUGAAGAGGAGAAGCAUUAUGAAUCUGGUCACACAUUGCUCGAAAGGUGUUAGCUUCAUCAAGUCAAAGGAAACAUCAGACACACCACAUACAAGUGAGAUGAUCUUCAAUCUAGUUGACAAAACAAUUGAAGAAUUAGGUGUUGAACAUGUGGUGCAGGUUGUGACUGACAAUGCUUCGAACAACAUGGGAGCUAAGGAUCUCUUGAAAGUGAAGAGGCCGAAGAUAUUUUGGAGCUCGUGUGCGACUCACACUGUCAAUUUGAUGCUCCAAGGGAUUGGCAACUUAGCUAAGUUCAAGAAGAUAAUUGAUCAAGCCAAGGCUUUCACAAUAUUUGUGUAUGGGCACCAUCGCACCUUAGAGUGCAUGAGAUCAUUCACCAAGAAGAGAGAAAUCAUAAGGCCGGGAGUAACUAGAUUUGCUUCCCAAUUCCUCACUUUGCAAAGCCUUGCAGACAAGGCUGAUUCACUAAGAAAGAUGGUGGGUUCCUCUAAGUGGGAUAAGAUCAAAGAUGUGCACUCAAAGAAAGGAAAGGAUGCUACAGCCAUAAUUCUCAACAAGCCAUUCUGGAAGGGUGUGAAUCUUUGCAUCAAGGUGUUCGAGCCGUUGGUGAAGGUCCUCCGGUUGGUUGAUGGUGAUGCACGGCCCUCAAUGGGCUUUGUGUAUGGAGAGAUUGUGAAGGCAAAGAAAGAAAUCAAAGAGGCCUUUGGUAACAUCGAGGCGCGGUACAAAGAUGUGUUAGCUAUAGUUGAAAAGAAAAUGAAAGAUAGGCUUGAUGCCCCACUGCAGUUGACUGCAUAUUUGUUGAAUCCACACUAUAGCUAUGCAGAUGACAGCAUAUUUGAUUAUAUACAUACCAAGAGGAGAAAUAGACUUACAACAGAUCGCCUCAAUCAGCUUGUGUACAUCCAGUUCAACUCAAGGUUGUUAUCCAAGAAGAGAAAGAUCAAGCAGAGGAAGAACAUCGAUGUUCUCCUCACUACUGAUGCAUCUGAAGCACAAGGCUUCUUGUUUGAGGGGGGAGAUGAUCAUGCUUUCAUGGUGUUUCCAGAUGGAGAUGAGGGAGCAGAUGGCAUACCUUGGAGUGUGGUUGGAGAUGCUAUGGGAACCAGUGAACAACUUGAGCUUCGUCGAAGUGCAAGGGUUAGAGAUCUCCAUGAUGAAGAGUUUGAGUCAGACGAAGAAGAAGUAGAGGAGACAGAUUCAGAGGAGGAAGACAUAGAGUACGGGGAUGAUGAAGAUGAAGUGGUGACUGGGCGCACUUAUGUGGAUGCGGACUAA